Rosa chinensis is the source of this 904-nucleotide messenger RNA. RefSeq names its product stigma-specific STIG1-like protein 1. NCBI's taxonomy places the organism in Eukaryota, Viridiplantae, Streptophyta, Magnoliopsida, Rosales, Rosaceae. The transcript has a single exon. The coding region runs from base 126 to 602 and encodes 158 amino acids. The record is from RefSeq and is a predicted model, not a curated record.
AACUUGCAUUCUUCCUCAUCAAAAAGACAAAAACACAUUCAUAUAAUCUCACCAUUAUCCUAUUACUUCAAUCACCUCGAUCCCUUUCGAAAUAUCUCAUUUAUUCCUAGACACGAAAACAAAACAUGAAAGGCUCCAUCCAAGUCUUCUUUCUGCUAGCCAUGCUAAUGGCUUUAGCUGCCAUUACUCUUUCCGCAUCAAUCCCGGAAGAAGAUCAACAGGAAUGGUUCUCCGAUGAGGAAAAUGAUACUCCAAAUGAACCAUCCGAUGAUCUCCCUGCGACCUUAAGCCAACCAAAAACUUCCCUUAGGGGAGCAAGCCGCUUCCUUGCCACUCGGGCUGUUGCGACUACCUGUGACAAAAACCCUAAGGUUUGUAAGGCUGCAGGCAGUGCGGGGCGAGAUUGCUGCAAGAAGAAGUGUGUGGAUUUGAAGACGGACAGAGUCAAUUGCGGCAAGUGUGGGAAGAAAUGCAAGUACUCGGAGAUAUGCUGCAAAGGCAAGUGUCUGAAUCCAAUGACUGACAAGAAAAACUGUGGGAGCUGCAACAACAAGUGCAAGAAAGGCAGUUCGUGUGUGUACGGAAUGUGCAGCUAUGCAUAGAAAUGAGCAGACCAACUUCUACGUACCCCAUGCAUGAUAAGGAUAGCACUACUUUCGCUUGUGCAGCACUGCAGCUAUAUAUAUAUAUAUAUAUACUUAUUAAAUUCAUUAUUUAUUCGUCUAAUUCAAAUUCAGUAUAAAGUACUUGAACUGUGGAAUAACUUUAAAUUAAGGCUAUGAAUUUGUGUAUUUAUGUUUAAUGUGUGCAAGGAAUAAGGGGAGCUAGUCAGCACCCAUUGGCUUUGUCUUUUAAUUAUUUGUUGUAUAAAGAACAAAAUAUAAAUUCUUCUUCGUUCAUGUUA